Molecule: messenger RNA, 708 nt
Organism: Lasiosphaeria miniovina
Lineage: Eukaryota; Fungi; Ascomycota; Sordariomycetes; Sordariales; Lasiosphaeriaceae
Exons: 2
Coding region: 1-708 (235 amino acids)
Biological process (GO): protein insertion into mitochondrial inner membrane from matrix
Cellular component (GO): mitochondrial inner membrane; mitochondrion
Source: RefSeq, a predicted model, not a curated record
AUGCUCUUUCCUGGUACCUUUGUUCGCCCUCCGCUGUCCAAGUUUCCUCGCAAGGCAGGGCCCUUCUUCCGCUUUACCUACGACGCUGUCAAAUCAUGGGGCAUGGACAUAGUCCAGAGUCUCAUAGUAAAUCUCUCCUCGAAGCCCAGCUUCUUCAAGCGCGCCUUGUGGAAACCCAAGACUGCCUCGGCCGUCCUAUCUGCGAAGGCUCUGCACCGCUCCAUGUCCGAGGCGAUAGCCGCUGGUGACAAGAACACCAUCAACAAGAUCUGCGUCACAAAGCUAGCCGUCCCCUUGCUGGCCAGCAUCGACACGCGGCCCAAAUCGGUGCGCUACAGCUGGGAGCUGGUCCGCUACAACAAGACGUGGCGGUACCCCCGUGUUUUGUCUCGCAAGAUCUCGCCCAUAACACGCGAGCCAGGGAGUCCCUUCGUGCGGCAGUUGGUUGUCGCCAUCGCCAGCCGGCAGCGUAUGGUCAAGUAUGAUGACAGCGCCAAGGGCCAUGGACGGAUCAUCCCCGGAAGCGAGAAGGAGGUUGACCUUGUGGAGAAUGUUGUAAUAACCUGCACGGUUGAUCGAAACACGUGGGCCCAGGACGAGUGGCGCAUCUUUGGCACGCUUAAACCCACGCUCGCCGAGGACUGGGAGGUAGAGAAGCACCUGCUUGGGUCAUUGGAGGCUGAGGAGAUGUCUAAACACAAGGUCUAA